AUCAGGAUGGAGCCACAGCCGGACGGAACAGUUCAAGUUGGAGAUAUUGACCCAAGGUGGCGCAUAGAACCAGAGACUUUUCAAAGAAAUUUUACACCAACAAAACCUCCAGUGCUCACUCAUCUCUUGUAUGAAAUCUUUUGGAUUAGAAGUUGCAAUACCUGGAAGAACUGGUGUACAAGCACUGGUCUCCAACAUGCUGAAAACAAUUUUUUGGAAAAUCACUGUAGAGUGAUAAACCGGAGAACUGAUCCAUGCUCUAUCACUUGGUUUCUGUCUUGGAGCCCCUGUGGUAGAUGUAGUCGCUCUAUAAUUGAUUUCUUGAAUAACCAUGCUAACGUGACACUGAAUAUAAAAGUCUGUCAGCUGCACAAAGAUUAUAUUAGGUGGAACCGAAAUGGUCUACGGGACUUAGCUAAUCAUGGAGUACAGAUAUCUAUCAUGCAACAGCCAGAUUAUGAUUAUUAUUGGAGAACAUUUGUAUCACAUCAACCAAGAGGAAGAAACGAUUGGCCAUGGAAUUUCUCUUGUUGGAUCCAGUAUUAUUCUCAACAACUUCACUCAAUCCUUACCACUACUGAAUAGUCCCAGGUGCUAUGGAUGGUCAUCCUUUGCAGCUAAUGAAGAAUCAGAUAUUUUCUCACAAACAGCAGAAACCUUUAGAAGCAUAUUUUGAAGACCAGUUGUCUGUGUAGAAGAACAAGAAGAAGAGUUUGGAUUUAUAUCCCCCCUUUCUCUCCUGCAGGAGACUCAAAGGGGCUUACAAUCUCCUUGCCCUCCCCCUCUCACAACAAACACCCUGUGUAUUUUAAUGUCUAUAGAUUGUUAGAAACAGAAUGGACUAAAAUAUUUUUUUCAUGCUUCAGAAGUUUUUACCUAGUUACAAUGAAUUUAAGAAUAUAAAUUUGUUGAUGAUAAAUGUGUGCUU
Messenger RNA from Sphaerodactylus townsendi, 928 nucleotides. RefSeq names its product C->U-editing enzyme APOBEC-1-like. The coding region runs from base 7 to 585 and encodes 192 amino acids. Gene Ontology annotation, molecular function: zinc ion binding; RNA binding; cytidine deaminase activity. NCBI's taxonomy places the organism in Eukaryota, Metazoa, Chordata, Lepidosauria, Squamata, Sphaerodactylidae. The transcript has 5 exons. Gene Ontology annotation, biological process: cytidine to uridine editing. The record is from RefSeq and is a predicted model, not a curated record. Gene Ontology annotation, cellular component: nucleus; cytoplasm.